AUUAUUUUUUCUUCAAGCGCCUGUUUGACAUUGACAAAUCGAUCAGAAUAGUCAAUGAACUAGAGAUUGACCCGGUAACUAAACAACAUGGGACUUCUCACUGACCCUAAGCGACAGAAGAAGAUUGUGGAAGCGAUCUCAAAGUACAACAAUUGGCUCUGUGUUUUGUGCUACUUGUCGGGAGUUAUUGGGUUUCUGGCUCUAGCAUAUCAGCCCCUUAAUGGGGCAACAUACUUCUCUGAAAAUGCACUUUUGCCAGGAUUGGUCACAAAUGAGUUUUACGCAGAGAUAAAUAUGAAUGCUCUAGCAUCUGAACUUAAAGAGGAAUUUAAUAAAGAAAAGAGAAAAGUUCCCAGAGAGUGGAUUUACAAUCAUUUGCGAGAGAUAGGGUUGGAUACUUACAUACAGAACUAUUCCAUCAAAUAUCCACUCGACAUUGCCAAAGGACAGAACAUUCCAGGACAGAAUGUGUAUGGGAUUUUGCGUGCCAAACGCUCAGCCAGUACAGAGGCUGUUGUCUUGACAACACCGAUGCGGCCGAAGGAUUCGGACCUACCCUCCACUACAGGAGGAAUCGUACUGAUGCUUGCCAUGGCAAAGUACUUCAGAAGGCAGACCUACUGGUCAAAGGACAUUAUAUUUCUUGUGUCUGACCAUGAACAAAUUGGGCUUCAAGCCUGGUUGGAUGGAUAUCACGAUAUCAAAUCAGAAUACAUUGUACCCAGUGAUGUAAUGGGUAGGAGUGGGGCUAUCCAGGCAGCCAUAAACCUGGAAAUUCCUGACGGAAACAUCCGUUAUUUUGACAUAAAGAUUGAGGGCAUGAAUGGCCAGCUUCCGAAUCUUGACUUAUUUAACCUUGUAGUAAAAAUCUGCAACCAAGAAGGGGUGGAUGUUUCUUUCCAUAGGAAUUUUGACACAAUGGACCCACAGUCUGUGGAUGGAUAUGUACAGAGUGUGAAGACUAUGCUGGAGAUGAUGUGGUCCCAGGCAGCUGGCACACCCUCAGGUAAUCAUGGACUCUUCCACAAAUACCAUAUAGAGGCUGUGACCUUGCAGGGAAUUCGGAGGAAGAACAGCAAUUACGCAUUUCCACUAGAAAGGACAGGAAGAAUAUUAGAAGGAAUAUUUCGAAGUUUAAAUAACCUUCUGGAGAGAUUCCACCAGUCUUUCUUCUUCUAUAUUCUCCCUGGAACCAGAAAUUACAUUUCCAUUGGAAUGUACAUGCCUCCGUUUGGUCUUAUAUGUGCCACAGGACUCAUCAAAGCUGUGGCAAUUUGGGUGACAUUGAAAAAAGACCAGGAAAAUGAAGAUAAAGAAAAGAAGAAGGAAAAAGAGAAGUCUGAAAAGGAGGGAGAGGAAGAUGAAGACAGGGAAGGUAAACAUACAGAGGAAGAACUAGACAAAGAGGUGGAGGAACUGAGGAAGACAAUAAUGGAUGAAGAUGUAGAAGAGGAGGCAGCGGCAGAGGGCCUGAUCUCCAUAAUGCCUGUUAUCCUAAUCAGUGUAAUGAUGGGGGUGUUCUCCUACACCGGACCAGACUUCAUCACCAUGUCAGCACCACCUUUUAGAAUUAAAAUGGAGGACAACAUUAGCUUUGGGCUUAUGGCGCUGUACACAGCCUCAUUAAUGGUUCCUAGACUCAUAAGCAGGAAGCAGCCUGGAGCGGGAAAGAAGCUAAUUUUUGAUUGGCGGUUACUGAAGUGUGUCACUCUGCUCUACCAAUCACUGUUUUUGUUCUCUGUGUCAUUGAUGAACAUCUCUUUGGCCUUCUUUUUAGCUGUGAUUCUUAUGCCUAUUACAGUUAUUGUACAACCAACAAAAAUACGAUUGCUGCUGUGGAUACAGAAAUUUUUCCUUCUGUUGGUAUCACCAGGUGUGUUGCUAUUUAUAGCAGCAGUGAUCACCAGUUAUGGAGAGAAACACGCUGAUUUUCUAGAUUUACUGGUGAAUUCCUGGAGCUUUAUGAAGACCAACAUUUUCCUGACAAUCAUUGACAAAUACUUCUUUGGCAGCUGGAUGUUCAGUCUAUUCUCUUUUGUCAUUCUGCCAAAUUGGUUGAUGUUUUGGAGUAUAGCACAUUGUAGUAUUGAAUAGAAAAUCUUUCUCAUUAAUAAUUGUGUGCAAGAUUUUUUUGUGUUCACUUGUGUUUGGAAAUAGUAAUGCAAAUGUAAGGGCUAGCACUUGUACAUUGUAGCAAUAUUUGUUUUGCAAGAGAAUGUUAGUCCAGUGUAUGUUUUAAAAUAAUUUUGAGUGAUAGCACAAUUUUUAGUGCAUAAACAAAGAAGGUACAUGUACAUUUUACCUGUGUUUUGAAGAUAAAACCAUGAAUACAAAAAAAAUUUCAUUUGAUGAAAGUUUUAACCAAAAUAUUUUGUAUUAAUCAAAAUUGUGAUGUCACAUUACUAACAUGCAUAGAUCAUAUUAUCACUCAUUGAAUCAUGUUUAAGAUGCUGCUAACAUCCCAAACAUUUGUGUCAUUGUCGUUGUUUCAUUGCUGAAACAGUCAAUCCUCUCUCACAAGUGAAAAAUAUCCCUAAGGGCUUGUGCUUUCAUGUUUGCAUGUAUAUGAAUAUUUUCCAUUCAGAUUUGAAAAAAAUUGUAAAUGUUACACCACAUUUAUGUAUUUCAAACCUUUUGAAAAGGAAUGUAUCUUCAUUAUUGUAGAUACUGUCACAAUUAGACUGGAAAAAUACAUGUACUAUUAUGUGCAAUUAGUCAUUUUCUCUAUUUUAUUUUUCUGCAGGAGAAUAUUUAUAUAAAGUGGGUUUUUUUUUCUCAAAUUAUUUCGUAUGUGCAAUUUUUAAGAAUCUAAUGAAUAUUGGUAUUUUUCUAAGUCAUUUUUUGUAUGUUUGAGUUUCAAGGAUCCUAUAAAUUGAAGAAAAUAUGCAUAUUAGAAAUAAAAUGUAACAAACUUGC
Molecule: messenger RNA, 2916 nt
Organism: Magallana angulata
Lineage: Eukaryota; Metazoa; Mollusca; Bivalvia; Ostreida; Ostreidae
Product: glycosylphosphatidylinositol anchor attachment 1 protein-like
Exons: 13
Coding region: 88-2094 (668 amino acids)
Biological process (GO): attachment of GPI anchor to protein
Cellular component (GO): membrane; GPI-anchor transamidase complex
Source: RefSeq, a predicted model, not a curated record